Bombyx mori (domestic silkworm) is the source of this 2377-nucleotide messenger RNA. RefSeq lists its product as uncharacterized. The transcript has 4 exons. NCBI's taxonomy places the organism in Eukaryota, Metazoa, Arthropoda, Insecta, Lepidoptera, Bombycidae. The record is from RefSeq and is a predicted model, not a curated record. The coding region runs from base 342 to 1142 and encodes 266 amino acids.
AGUUGGCUACGAGCCGUAGCACCGGGUGCUACGACGUAGUACGUCUCUCAGUUCUAACAGCACGUGCACUAAAGAAAUCAAAUUUUUGUGUGUGCAAUUUAGUAUAUGCAGUGUAUUUUUUCGUGAAAUAUAAUUGUAUACAUAUUUUUUUAAAUAGUUGUGCUUGAAUGAAGUUAGCGUUUCAGAGCAUAUUCAAUAUUUUAUUAGAAUUAGCACAUAUUACCCUAAAAAGUGUGAAUUUAAAUAAUAUUUCAUUUAUUUCAUUUCGUCCCGAAUUAAAAUUUUGGCAUCUUCGCUGCCACUAGGGAUUAAACUAAGCUGGAUUUAGGUAGCAAAACAAAAUGUGUUCUACAAUGUGGUUUGUAUGUGCUAUCAUAUUUGUGGUCGCGGACAUCAGAACGGGAGCCCUUCAACAGCACGGAAUGAAGCCCCAGCAAUGUCAUCAAUGUACCGCGAGCAACACAACGAGCUGCGAGCUACACACUGAUUGGACAAACAUCGUAUGCCCAAACGACCGACCGCAUUGUGGGACCAUCGCUACGGGACCACGAUUUGCGUCUUCAUUAACCUGUUCAGCAACUAAUAACACAUCGUGCUCGUUAGUAUAUUCCACUGGAACUACACUUGAGCUAACCUGUACAUGCCUGGAGAAAUUUUGCAACCUUCCAUUUGCACCGAAACUACAGACUGAACUACUCAAUUUUUCAUCUAAGUACAACGACAGCGAGAAUCUUACGGAAACUUUCUUCAAAAGGUCGAUAUUUGCUAACUCGACUGACUUAAGUCUUUAUAAAGAGAUAACGAGUGAACUGGAAGAAGCUACUGAAUUGCCAAUGAGGAAUAGUUCACAGCAUACCACGUUUUCAAUGACGACUACUACUUUGGUGAUCGAAAAUGUUUCAAAACAUCCGGAAGUUAUGCCUCAUCCUAUUGCACUCAAGCAAAAUCCGUCAGUUCCAUCUGACGAUGACGAAGACGAAAGUGAAGGAAGUGGUUCAUAUGAAGAACCUAGAUCACGCAACCAUGCAUCUUCCGUACCUGCAGCACCUAGUUCCUUCCUACCCGCGAAUGAAAGCAACGCUGCGUCUUUACCUAAAGUCUCCUGUUCUAUUUUGCUGUUAGUUAUAAAUAUGGUACUGUAGAAAUAAUGUGUGCAAUCUUCAGAGAUAAAAAAAAAAAUCAUUUAUUAAUAAAAUUGAAAACAAAAUUCAUUUAGCUUCAAUCUUUUGGGAACAAAUGGGAAUCUACAAGGGGGCAUUUUUGUAGAACCUAUUAAGUUUAUUAUCACUUGGAUUAUGUCAGUUCAAAUUUUUUUUCUCUCGUCAUUAAUGUAUUUUAUUUCGAAGUAUAAUAAGAUAACUUUUGUCCCACAUCACGUUCAUUUUAUUUGUUUUAUUUAAGUGUUUACUUCCAUGACGAUUUUCUUGGGAAAGUAGUUGCAGUGGUUUCCCCUUGCCUUCUGCACCAGACUUUUUGAGGUUAUUUAUACCCCAAGGCCUCUGAAGCCUCUUCUGACCACUGGCCAGGAUUAUGGUUAUACCGCCACUACUCGACGAUCACGACCACUCUGUCAAGAGUGACACGACUGAGAAGAAUUUAAGUGUUGGUUAUGUGAUACACAAAACCCACGUGCCAAACGUAGCAUUGUAAAUAUAGAUGUUUUAUUUAUCAUGCAAGAAUGUUGGAUACUAAAUUGGUGUUACGUGUUCAAGAAUAUAGGAUAAGAUACGUUUUUUCCAAGGAAUAGGAUAUAAAAUAUAGUAUUAGUACUGUAUUCGAAAUAUUUUCCGAUUUAGACAUGCUAAUAGUUUCAUUAUUAUAAAUUUAUCGAAAAUUAAAUAUUAUCACAUUUUACUUAAUAUUAAUGUAUUCUAUUUACCUACACUGUAUUUUGAAGUAAAAAUAAAAGUAGAAUGUUUAUGUAAUUUAUGAAUAAUUUGUUUAAAUAUUAUUUACUACGUUAAAGUAAAACUUUUACGGUAAGAAGAUGUUAUUUAAAACAAAGCGAUACUUUGGAUGACGAUAACUAUAUUUGUAAAUAUUUUAUUCAAUGCAACGAACCCGCAUAUUACUUGGAAACAUUAAUUUGGCAAUUAAAUUUUUUAAUAUUAGGUACUUAGGCAAGGCAGAUUAUAGAAGCAAUUUAAAAAUCUGUCAUUGAAUAAAUUACGUUUUAAAACACAUUACUUAAAUGAAUUAUUUUAUUAUGUAUGUCUAAUGAAACAGCAGCUUCAUGAUGGAUAUAAACAUUGAAUUUAUUCAUAUGAUCGUAAUGUUACUGCAUUAGAAUGCUCACACAUAUGGAUAGUGUCAAUUAAAACCACUAUACUAAAUAUGAUUAUAUUAUGAAUUUCUGAAUAAUAAACAAUAAUUCAAA